Pomacea canaliculata is the source of this 2186-nucleotide messenger RNA. RefSeq lists its product as uncharacterized. Gene Ontology annotation, biological process: DNA catabolic process. The transcript has 5 exons. Gene Ontology annotation, molecular function: nucleic acid binding; 3'-5'-DNA exonuclease activity. Lineage: Eukaryota; Metazoa; Mollusca; Gastropoda; Architaenioglossa; Ampullariidae. The record is from RefSeq and is a predicted model, not a curated record. Gene Ontology annotation, cellular component: cytoplasm. The coding region runs from base 435 to 1235 and encodes 266 amino acids.
UCCCCAACCCCUCUCACUUGUGCACCAGCCCCUGCUUUCUCGUCAUGGGCUACGUGUGUCUAUUUUUACCGUCAGUCCAGCGGGACAUCAGCUGACCCAGCGUACACACGGCCAGGGGCCAAUCUUUCAACUCUAUUCCUCUACUACUACCACCAGAUGUUGUCAGAGAGGAAGUAACUUAACGUGUUGCUCAGUCAGGUGUCAGAUUAUGCCUUAAUUGUUUGUAAUAGUGCGUUUGUGUCAGAUAACCUGAGGGAAGCGACGUACGCCCCCUGAGGUCCCUUCAUUGGAAUUCUUAGCUUCGGGAGAAGGAAUCAACAAUUCCAAGCGCAACCGUAGCAUCUCAAAAGAAGAGUUUCCAUCCACAAGAGUACGUUGGAUCUGCAGUUUGAGGUUACAGCAGUACUUGGACUAAGACAGCUACAUAUUUGGCCAUGGGUGAUGCUAGGACUAGGGUAGACUUUGGUAAAGUCUGUAUACAGAAAGUAGAUUUGCCAUUUCCAACUGAUGAAGAUUUUCUGUCUACUAGCUCCACCAUUGACUCUUAUGAAUCAGAGGAAGAUUUGACUUCAUCUUGUUCUGACUCAGACGAGUCAGUGGAAUUGAAUGGGGAUACCCCAUUAGUCUUCCUAGACACGGAAACAAAUGGAUUAUUUGAUGAAGACGAUCCACUUUACGUUCCAGAGAUGCUACAGAUUUGUUUGAAAUAUAAGAACCGGACAUUUAAUCGUUAUAUUCAGCCAACAUCUGACAUCGAGGAUGAGGCCUCUUAUGUAAAUGGACUGACGAUUAUCAAUGGUAGGCUUUGCCACCAUGGUGAUUACGUUCUGACUGUGGAUCUGUCAGAAUGCCUUCACAGUCUGCUGUUUUGGUUGAAUGAAGUAAAAGAAUCAGCAGGUGGACGCAAACCCAUACUAAUUGCUCAUCAUGGUUUUGGUUUUCACUUUAAGAUUCUUUGCCACACCUUAGACAUGUGCAACCUGCGUGAAGGCGCUUACGAAGUCAUUGGUGGGUUUGCAGACACCUUGGACUUGGCUCGGAAAUUUAUUUCCCAGGAUUCUGUCCGUAACUACCAGCUUCGCUCUUUGGCCAUGAGAUUCUUCAACAUGCAUGUACCCAAUGAAGCCAAAGCACAAGCCAUGGCAGUACAGAAAAUUUUUAUGAACCAUCUCUCUGAGCAUUUUAAUGCAGAAGAGGUGUACACCUACAAUAAUUUCUCCAAUUCAGUCAUUUAAUGCACUCUGUUACUGUGUUCACUUUAACACCUCUGAACUUUUUAUUUAUCUCACUUGUCAGUAGCUGCAUCUAUCCCUGUGCUUCCUUCCCAACAAUCAGUACAAGUCAAAGGAUGAAUGAACAAUCUCACUAAGGUCCAUGCUUGUAUUGAAAAACUUGACUGAGAAUGAGUUGAUGCUGGACUUAAAAGAUAAAUUUACAGCAUCUGUAAUCAGAACCUGAACAGCAUAAAAAAAAAAGAAUUCUUGUGCAGUGGUUACAAGAUUUACUGCUAAAGUAUCUCAGUUUUGAUUUACUUGUAAAGCAAAAGCUUAUAAGAAAAUACUGAGGUUUAUAAAAAUCAGUAUUAAUAUUUUCAGCUUUAAUCUGUAUGUGUGCUUUAGCAUUAAUUUGAUUUUCAGCAGAAAAAAAAGUAAAGGUGAAAUAUGAAGCUGAAGAAUAAAGAUGAAAGAUAAUUUUAGCUUGGUUCAUUUGAAAGAAUCCUGGAUUGUACUGCAGAUAAACAUGGAUAAGUAAUUUCACUCAGUGUGAAUUUGUUUUCCCACCCGUGGCUCCCUACUAACUUCGUCUUGUGAUCAUUCUCACUCAACUGUUUUUUUAACAUCUGAAAAUAAAACAGAUCCUCAUAACCCCUUCUGCUUUGUAGCAAUUUUGUGCAAAAUUAUCCUCUUUGCCCCACUGUUCUAUGAUGUCUGUGUAGAUAUGUUUGCAGAUAUGCAAGCAGUUCUCCUUUUUUAAAGUCUGCACAUCCACUUUUUUUUUUGUUUGUAAGUGUCAAAGAUAAACUAGACUUUUCUCUGUUCAUUUGUACAAACUCUGUAAGCUUUAUAAUCUAGAACUCUGCUUGACAUGACAAAUACUGCAAGUAUAAAAAACAUCCCGUGUUUAUCCAGGUUCUGCCUUACCUAUCUUAUUCUAUCACCCUUGUCAAUAAAGAUUUGUCAUUUGUC